CCGGGCGGCAGCUGGCCCCGACGACGUCAUGGCUGCGGCCACUUCUGCGGGAGCCCGAGCGCGGCGGCCCGUCCCGGCGCGGACUUCUCGGUAUGGGCGGCGCGACGCUCGGGCGGCUCCAGCUGCUGCUCCAGCUGCUCUCCGGGCUCAGCCUGCGCCCGCCGGCCGCUGGGCUGUUCGUGACCGACUACUUCACUCGGACGCCCCGCAAGCUGAAUGCCUUCCGCUCCUUCACCAGCCUAGAGCUCUUCCAUUUCCGGAUCCCGGAGGACACGGCAGUGGCCGUCUGGAACCUGGUCACCUUCAAAGAACAGGGCGGCACCCUCGGGGUCCGAUGCCCAGACCGGAGCAUCACCGUGUAUUUCCGCUCAGGAGCGCCACCAGUCAUUAACCCGCUGGGCAUGCACUUCCCCAGGGACACAGCUGUGCCCGGCUCCUUUGCACUCACGCUCACCUGGACGCUGCCCAACCGGACCACUGGAGUCUUCAACAUCACCAGCCCCCUGCCCGGGGACUGGUUCCUGGCCGCCCAUUUGCCCAAAGAGCAGGGCAAGAUCUCUGUGAAGGGACUUGCAGAGGACUGCCAGUAUCUCUUCCAGCCGCAGCUCAUCAUUCAGCGCCUGGUGGGCAUUGGGGUGCUGCACCCAGGCUAUGAGACUGAGCACAUCCUCUCCCCCCACAAUCGGUCCCUGCUGUACAAGGUCUUCGUCCCGAGUUACACCUCCAGGGUGCUCGUGCAGUUGCGAACCUGCCACAGGGGCAACCAGAGUGUGCCAGGCUGCCCACUGGUGCUGAAAGUGCGUGGCAAGGCCCCCCCUCUGCACAAUUCCACAGCUGUGGACUGCCGAGAGCAGCUGCCCUGCUGCCUGGUGCUGGAGCGCCCCUUCUGGCAAAACUGGUACUUCAUCCUGGUGGAGAAGCUUCUGCCGCUGCCUGACCGGAUCAGCUUCCAGCUGGGGGUGCAGCUGAAGGACUGCUCCCAGACUGGCCUGGGGGAAGCCCAGCUACCUGCCUCCCACCUGAACAUGCCUCACUCCUUCGGCUCCCCGGGAGGGCUGGCCCUGGUGGACCUCCUGUCCCCCUCCCUCCCCAGCAGCUUCCAGCCCCCAGCCACCCCCACGCCCCCCCGGCCUCCCAGAGGUGGGGAGCACUGCUGGCCCACCCGGCCAACUCUGCGCAACGAGCUGGACACCUUCUCGGUGCACUUCUACAUUUUCUUUGGGCCCAACGUGUCGGUGCCCCCCGACCGGCCAGCCGUCUUUGCCAUCAACCUCCUGCCCGUGCUGGACAGCGGAGGGAUCCUCAACCUGGAGCUGAAGCUGAAUGUGUCUUCUCUGCGCGGGGAGAAUGCCACCAUCUUUGCAUGUUUGAACCACGAAGUGCCUUUGGCCUCAGAAGGGGACUCCCUAGUGACCUGCCAGACAGAGCUGCUGGCUGGGUUCCUGCUGUCCAUCAACGCCGCCUCCCCCUUCACCCGACUGCGGAUUCCCUACCCCCAGACGGGGAGCUGGUACCUGAGUCUGCGCUCUCUCUGCACCACGGACCGAAGGUUUUCGUCCUGUGGGAACGUGACUGCGGAGGUGUACCUGCGUGCCUUCCUCUCGCCCUGCAUCAACGACUGUGGCCCCUAUGGCCAGUGCAAGCUUCUGCGCACCAACAACUACCUGUAUGCGGCCUGUGAGUGCAAAGCAGGCUGGAGCGGCUGGGGCUGCACCGACAAUGCGGAAGCCUUCUCUUAUGGCUUCCAACUGCUCUCCACCCUCCUUCUGUGCCUAAGCAACCUCAUGUUCGUCCCACCGGUGGCCAUUGCGGUGCAGACCGGCUACCUGCUGGAGGCAGCCGUCUACAUCUUCACCAUGUUCUUUUCCACGUUCUACCAUGCAUGUGACCAGCCAGGCAUCGUGGUCUUCUGCAUCAUGGACUACGACGUCCUGCAGUUCUGCGACUUCUUAGGCUCCCUCAUGUCCGUUUGGGUCACCGUCAUCGCCAUGGCCCGCCUACAGCCCGUCAUCAAACAGGUGCUGUACCUGCUGGGAGCCAUGCUCCUCUCCAUGGCCCUGCAGCUGGAUCGCCACGGCCUCUGGAACCUGCUGGGGCCCAGCCUCUUCGCUGUGGGCGUCAUGGCCAUCGCUUGGACGGUUCGCAGCAUCCACCGGCGGCAUUGCUACCCACCCACCUGGCAGCGCUGGACCUUCUGCCUCCUGCCCGGGGCCCUGAUCGCCGCUUCGGCCGUGCUGCUCUACGCUUUUGUAGAGACGGAAGAGAACUACUUCUACAUCCACAGCAUCUGGCACAUGCUGAUCGCCGGCAGUGUGGGCUUCUUGCUGCCACCCCAGGCCAAGGCGGAGGCAUCCGAGCUGGCGGGACCCCUGCCUCGCCGGAAGGGUUGCGGCUACCAGCUCUGCAUCAAUGAGCAGGAGGAGCUCGGCCUGGUGGACCCGGGCACUGCUGGCACUGGCGUUUCCAUCACCAGUGUCUGCACCAGCUGAUGAAGGGCGAUGGCCUAGGGGACUUCAGACAUAUGGACCGCCAGGAUGAGAGCCCCCCCCCCACAAGCCAGACCACUCUUGCUCUGGACUCUGUGCCAACUAUGGACCCCUCCACUCUUGGCCCAGGGCCUCUGGUGCCAAGGGAGGGGAGACUGUCACGUGCCUACCUGCCUGGGUGCCCAGGGAUGAUGCAGAUGCAGAUCACGAGGCUCCCCUACCAUGCCCUUCCUUUGCGCACCCCCCCCCCAAUAUGCACUCACUACAUUGGAAGAUCAUUUUUGGAGGGAGGCAGAACAGCCCACCCCCUGCAAGCUCAAGUCCUUUGCAUCCUCAGAGGGGCAAAGCAGCAGCUGCUUCUCGCUUCAGAAGUCUGGGGAGGCCCGCAGAGUUGGAUAGGGGAGCCCCACCCGAUCUGGCAGGAUCCCCACAGAAAGGCCAGGCUGCUGCCAGUCCCCCCCCUGCCUGUCUGAGGGGACAGUGCCUCCAUUCCAGAUGGCAGAAGAAACCCAUCACGCACCCAGCCAGAACAUCAGUGCCUCUGAGUUUUGGCUGGGGUGGGGGCAGGAGGGCUGGCCCUGAGAAAGUGCCUCGCUUCAGACAUGUGGAGGCAGCGGCCGCUCCCCCGAGACCCACAUGCAAGGUUUCCCCACAAGUCAUCCUUGGCCUGUGGAGAGCUGCCCUCCUCACCGAGAUCCAGGUGUUGGGGUAGCCAGGUCCUGGCCACACCUGGAAAGUUUCCUGGGCACAGUUUCUUUCCCAUGUCCCGGCCGAAGCUGGCAGGCCCCCCCAUGGGAUCGGCUCCUACUGCCUGGUGCGGGAAGGGCUUCUCCGCUGGCCAGUCUUUACCUGGACAGCAGCCACUAAGUCCCAGGCCUUUCCCGCUGCAGCUGCAGCAGGCAAAAGGGCCCAGUCCGGCACUAACCCCCGCGGCUUCCCUCCCCCUGGAGCCCA
Ahaetulla prasina is the source of this 3440-nucleotide messenger RNA. It is a transcript of the gene TMEM8B, whose product is annotated as transmembrane protein 8B. Gene Ontology annotation, cellular component: plasma membrane. The record is from RefSeq and is a predicted model, not a curated record. The transcript has 13 exons. Lineage: Eukaryota; Metazoa; Chordata; Lepidosauria; Squamata; Colubridae. The coding region runs from base 93 to 2489 and encodes 798 amino acids.